Molecule: messenger RNA, 3359 nt
Organism: Perca flavescens (yellow perch)
Lineage: Eukaryota; Metazoa; Chordata; Actinopteri; Perciformes; Percidae
Gene: rbm15b
Product: RNA binding motif protein 15B
Exons: 1
Coding region: 211-2736 (841 amino acids)
Molecular function (GO): RNA binding
Source: RefSeq, a predicted model, not a curated record
GGUGCAGAUCCUCCGCGGCUGACAUGUUUUUAAACGAGUUUAUGCUUUUAUUUCGAUAUAUAUGCAAGUAUUCAGCGUCUUGAGCGGUUCGGUGUCCUUGUCGAAGCUGACGUCGGCCUCGCUGUUUUUGCUAACACCCCUGGAAAUCGCUCCGCGAGCCGAAUUCCCGUUGCAGGCUGCGAAAAGUUUGAGCUCCAUCAUCCUUCGAAGAUGAAGAGGCAGGCCGGGAGAGAGGCUAGUCCGUCCAGGGCCGUCGCUAAACGGAUACGGGAAAGGGAACGAGAGAGCGGACGGAGAGAGGAGCUCCCGCCGCCGCCGCUGGCUCUGCUGCUGGCGGAGAGCCGGGGGUAUCACCGCCGCAGCCGGAGCAGGGAGAGAGAGAAGCCGCGGCUCAGAGAUGAGCGCGCGGCCGCUGCCCUGGAGCUCCACCACCGGCACGAGCUCAGCCUCCUCGGCCGCCCGCCGCUACGUACCACUGCUGCGGCGGAGCUCCCCGCCGCCAGACCGGGCACGCUGGAGUACAAAACUCUGCUCAUCAGCAACCUCGGCUCGCAGGUCUCGGACGAGGACGUGGAGGACGCGCUGUUUCACGAGUUCAAAAAGUUCGGGGACGUGAGCGUGAAACUGUCGCACACGCCGGAGUUGGGACGCAUCGCUUACGUGAAUUUCCGUCACCCGGAGGACGCAAAAGAAGCCCGGCACGCCAAAUCCUCCAGGUUAGUCCUAGGGGAGCGGCAGUUAAAGAUCGAGCCCAUGUACGUCAGAAGGCGCAGCGUCACGCCGCCGGACGCUGGGUAUCUGCCACUGCACGCGCCGUUGCCCUACAGACAGCGUUCCAUUUCCCCGCCCGCUCCGGGCGUGAGUAACAUCAGAGACAUCAGAGCCAGACAUUACGCCCUGGAGACCCUGGGGCUCAGCAGAGAGAGGGAGAGGCUCCUGGAUUAUUAUGGUAUGUUGGAUGAGAGGGGCCGGCCCUAUGGCAUCCCCGCAAUGCCAGUAGUGGAGGAUUUAAAACCGGAGGACGACCAGAGGGCGACCAGCAACCUUUUUAUCGGAAAUUUGGACGGUAAUGUUACAGAGGCAGAACUGAGGAGGGGCUUUGACAAGUAUGGCGUCAUUGAGGAUGUUGUGAUUAAACGGCCUGCCCGUGGACAGGGCGGGGCAUAUGCUUUUGUGAAGUUCCAGAACCUGGACAUGGCGCACCGGGCCAAAGUGGCCAUGCAGGGGCGACUCAUGGGCGGGAAUCCGAUAAAGAUCGGCUACGGCAAAGCUAACCCCACAACGCGGCUCUGGGUGGGCGGUCUCGGGCCGGGGAACUCCCUCGCCGCACUCGCCCGGGAGUUUGACCGCUUCGGAAGUAUACGGAGUAUCGACUACGGUAAGGGGGACAGUUUUGCUUACAUUCAGUAUGAAAGCUUGGACGCGGCCCAAGCCGCCUGCGGCCAGAUGAGGGGGUUUCCUUUGGGCGGCCCCGAGCGGCGUCUGAGGGUUGACUUUGCCAAAGUCGAGGAGAGCCCCUCUCGACCGUUUCCCCCCGGAUACCAGCCGUCCGUCGCGGUCCCCUCCCACUACGACGUCCUCGGGGACGCCUACAGCCGCCAUCGCAGCCUGGAGCGGGAGCUGCGAGGAGCCAGGGACCGCUCACCGGCGCCGCUGCCGCCCACCUACAGCCUCAUCUCGGCGAGGGAGAGAGAGCGGGCGCUGCUGGAGAGAGACUUUCCCAGCAGCCCCACCCGCAGCCUGGAGAGACGAGCGGGCGGCGUGGAGGCGUUCGGGCGGAGCGGGAGAACGGCAAGGAGCCGCAGCCGCAGCCGGGAGCGGUGGCUGAAAGAGAGGGAGGAGAGGAGGAACCGGAGGAGGAGUCUGUCUGCCGACCGGCCGACAGAGGACAGAGAGAGGGAGAAGGAGAAGGAGAGGGGGAGGUCGCGGGUUCGGGGGCCCGUUUCUCCUGAUGCAAGCCCCGACCGAGCGCAGGUUCGAGCGCCGGACUCCACCACGGAGCCCAGAGACCACUCCCCCGCCACCAACAACGACGAGGACCCACCGUCCGGCCGCCACCAUGGCAAAAGAUCCAGCGAACACCUCAACAACCAUCACCACGCCCACCGUGGCAGCAGCGAGAUAACCGCCGCCGUCUCUCCCGCCGCCGCCGCCGCCCACACGGACGCCACGCACACCUCCUCGUCCCCUCCCGGCACGCUGUCGGAGUUCGCCCAGGCGUCGCUGCCCAAAACGUGGCACGGCUUCUUCGCUCUGAAGAACAGCAGCUUCCCCACGGAGCUGUACAUGCUGGAGGGCGGCGCCGCCUUCUUCAGUGCCGUGAUGCGCGACACGCUGAAGCUGCAGAGCCAGAACCAGCCGGGCCAGCUGAAGAUCGCCCAGCGGCUCCGCAUGGACCAGACGCGGCUCGACGAGGUGACGCGCCGCAUCAAACUGGGCCGCCCCGACGGGUUCGCCAUCCUGCUGGCUCUGCAGGGCCCCAUCGACCGCCAGGCGCCCGCCAUGGAGCCGGGGCUGCAGGCGCGGUUGCUUCGCCAUCUGGUGACCUACCUGCGGAACAAGGAGGCGGCGGGGGUCGUGAGUCUGCCCGCCGCGAAAGAGGGCGGGCCCGGGGCGAUGCUGUACGCGUUCCCGCCUGGCGUGUUCUCGCAGCAGUACCUGCAGGCCGCCAAAAGGACUGUGGGUAAUCUGGACGAGGAGCACAUGGUUAUUGUGAUCGUCAGUGACACUAAUUGAUUAUUGUGCCCAGACACUUAAAGUCCCGCACGGAGAGCGAGCGGAGAGGAAACGUAACUACAAAUACUUCCGUGUUGUUUUUAGAAAGAUGUGUUUUAUGGUUUUUAUUCAGUAUCUACACAGCAAAGUACACUACAUCUCUCUUUUACUCUCUUGCUCUUUACUUCUCCCUCUCGCCAGUGAGCGAUUGCUUGUCAUGUUGUUAACGGUGAUUUUUAUGUACGGAAGCGUAUUGCUGCCCCGCCUGGAAAAACAAAAUACAAAUCAGUAUCACGUUAUUUCGUGGGAAUUUUAUAGUAAUAAGAUGUUGUCGUUUGUUUACGUUUAACAAGAUAUUUUGAAGGUUUUAACAGGUAUAGCUUAAAUUAUAACCUCUUCUUUCCUAUUUAUAAUGUUAUAAAGUGAAACUUUUCACGUAAUAAACCGGAUCAUUUAUCUUGUUGGAACACAACAAUUUGUGUCUGCAAAACUAUCAAAACAAAAAAUGUCGUGCUAUAAUGGGAACUCAUGUUGUCUUAACAUGAAAAUAUGUAAUUAUAUGCAACAAUAUGUUGUAAAAAAACGCAAAAAGUAUCUUGUUUUAUUUUCCCUAAUGUGAAAAUAUCUUGUUACUUAAAAAAAAA